UUUUCUCUCGCUCGGGGGAGAGGGAGAGAGAGAGAGAGAGAGAGAGAGAGGGUGGGAGGGAGAGAUGAAAAGACAGAGCGGGAGUUCGAAAAAAAAGAAAAAAGAAAAAAUAGCAAAAUAAUUGGCAUAUACUGAAGCUGUGAAGCAUUAAAUGCCUUUCAAGUUUGAAGCUUCUCAGCCCUCGCAGCUCUCAGUUCUCACCUCCAAGCCCUAAACAAAUUUCGAACUCCCUUCUCUCUCCCAAACCUAUUUCUCAUUUCUCUAGGUUUGUUUGCUUGUGAUGAUGGCCUUGCAAUCGCAGGAAUGCGUGAAGGAUAGCACAAAAUUCGAAGAAACUGAGUUAUCGAGAAGAGAGAGCGCUAGGAUAAAGGAUAAGCGGAGAGCCGAGAAGGAGCUCCAGGUGCGUCGGAGAGUAGAGCUGCUAAAUGAGCAGCCAGUCGUUGCAGGGGAUGGAGGCAGACGGAAAAGAAUCAAACAUUGCUACUCAAGGAGGGCUUCCGUUAAAAAUGGGCACGGAGAGGUGGAGAAGAUCUCCCAGGGUUUCGAGGUAGGGGACAAGCCGAUGAAUCGGAGCUUGGAAGCAGAAAAUAUGGCUGUGGGUGAGAAUGGUGCAGCGAGUACAUUUGAGAAGAGUGACUAUGCAAAGGUGAAGGAGACGCUGAGAGUGUUCAACAAGCACUAUCUCCAUUUCGUGCAGGAAGAGGAAAAACGGUGUGGAAAAGUAAAAGCGGAAGCGGAAGGGAAAGCCUCCAAAGCUUCAAAAUCUAAGAAACGGGCUGCACGAGAAGAGAAAAAGUCCAAAGCAUCUAGAGGUUCAAAAUCUAAGAUACAGGCUGCACCAGAAGACACAAAGUCCAGGACCAAGCGACCUGAUCUGAAGGCUGUAUCUAAGAUGAUGGAGACAAACGGAAUCUUGUACCCGGAGAAAAGAAUUGGUGAUAUUCCAGGUAUUAAGGUUGGACAUCAGUUCUAUGCACGGGCUGAAAUGGUUGUUGUUGGUUUUCACAGUCACUGGCUGAACGGGAUUGAUUAUAUGGGGCAGAGUUACAGUAAAGGGGAGUAUAGGAACUACACGUUCCCGCUUGCAGUUGCCAUUGUUUUGUCCGGCAUGUAUGAAGAUGACCUUGAUAAUGCUGACGAUGUCGUGUAUACCGGUCAAGGUGGACAUGAUUUAACGGGUAAGAAGCAUCAGAUCCAAGACCAAAAGAUGGAGCGUGGAAAUUUGGCGCUUAAGAACUGUGUGGAGCAACAUGUGCCUGUUAGAGUCGUUCGUGGCCAUGAAUCUAAAAGCAGUUACACUGGUAAAGUGUACACGUACGAUGGAUUGUACAAGGUUGUGAAGUACUGGGCGGAGAAGGGUCUUUCUGGAUUUACAGUAUAUAAGUAUCGUCUAAGGCGGCUCGAAGGGCAGCCACUAUUGACCACUAACCAGGUUCACUUUACUCGUGGGCGCGUACCUCAGUCUGUUUCAGAAAUACGUGGGUUGGUUUGCGAGGACAUCACUGGUGGUCAAGAGGAUCUUCCCAUUCCAGCUACCAAUUUGGUUGAUGAUCCACCUGUUGCACCCACAGGUUACAAGUAUUGCAAGUCUGUUCAAGUUGUGAAAAAUGUGAAGCUUCCCAAUAAUGCCUCUGGAUGCAAUUGCAAAGGAAUGUGUGUGGACCCCAAGACCUGUGCUUGUGCUAUGCUUAAUGGCUCUGACUUCCCUUAUGUAUCACGUGAUGGUGGAAGAUUAAUUGAAGCCAAGGAUGUUGUCUUUGAAUGUGGUCCAAAAUGUGGCUGCGGACCAGAUUGUGUGAACCGUACGUCUCAGAGAGGCCUGAAGUAUCGACUCGAGGUUUUCCGCACUCCAAAGAAAGGGUGGGCUGUUCGAUCUUGGGACUUCAUACCUUCUGGGGCACCAGUUUGUGAGUACACAGGAAUACUUAUGCGGACUCAGGAUUUAGAUAGUGUCGCAGAGAAUAAUUACAUUUUUGAGAUUGAUUGCUUGCAAACAAUGAGGGGCCUUGGUGGAAGAGAGAGGCGAUUUCGGGAUGUACCUGUGCCAACAAUCAUUUCUUCAGACAGGCCUGAUGAUCUGAGAACUGAGGAUGUACCUGUGCCAACAAUCAUUUCUUCAGACAGGCCUGAUGAUCUGAGAUCUGAAAAUAUACCAGAGUUUUGCAUUGAUGCAGGAUCCACUGGAAAUAUUGCAAGGUUUAUUAAUCACAGCUGCGAGCCUAAUCUUUUCGUCCAAUGUGUUUUGAGCUCACACCACGACAUCAAACUUGCUCGAGUAAUGCUAUUUGCGGCAGACAACAUACCUCCUUUGCAGGAGCUGACAUACGACUAUGGCUAUGCCCUUGAUAGUGUCUCUGGUCCGGAUGGAAAGAUACAACAGAUGUUCUGUUACUGUGGUGCAGCAGAUUGUAGGAAGCGCUUAUUCUAGGUUCUUAAUUCUGAUCAACACCUCACCUGUUGACUCUUUUGGCCUAAUGAUGUUAGCUUGCACCAACAUUUUGCAUGCACUGACCUUUGUUCACCGCCUUCAACUGAUGCUACCUUCUCUACAUCCUGAUUCCAUCUUCUUCUUUUUUUCUUUUCUUUUUCUUCUUUUUUGUGCCCCUACAUCAAUUUGACUCCUUGGGUUCCCCUGCAUCAUUACGUGGGGGUGCCUCUAUAGUAAUUCUGUAACUGAAAGAAGCAUAGAAAGAAAUUUUGAUAUGUCAAUUUUUAUGGAAAUCAAUGAAAAAUCAUGAUAAUAAUUUUUAGUAA
Alnus glutinosa is the source of this 2754-nucleotide messenger RNA. RefSeq names its product histone-lysine N-methyltransferase, H3 lysine-9 specific SUVH4. The transcript has 16 exons. NCBI's taxonomy places the organism in Eukaryota, Viridiplantae, Streptophyta, Magnoliopsida, Fagales, Betulaceae. Bases 281 to 2428 code for a protein of 715 amino acids. The record is from RefSeq and is a predicted model, not a curated record. Gene Ontology annotation, cellular component: nucleus. Gene Ontology annotation, molecular function: histone methyltransferase activity; zinc ion binding; protein binding.